AUCUGUGACACACCCAUCCACCUACAUACACUUCACCAUAAAGUUUAACAUCUCAGAUCAGCUGUGUGGUCGCUGGAGCACAGAGCCAUGAUGGAACAGCAGUGAGGAAAACCAACGAGAGAGAGAGGAUCCGUGUCAUGAUGGUGCUCGUCCUGAUUGUCGCAGGUCUUGUGGUUGUCGCGCUGCUCAUGGUUUUAUUCGCACCCUACAUUAGGAAAUACUCUGCAGGUGGAACAUGUAUGUCUAUGGCCCGGUUGGACGGGAAGACGGUCCUGAUUACUGGAGCCAACACUGGUAUUGGGAAGGAGACUGCCCUGGACCUGGCUAUCAGAGGUGCGAGGGUGAUCAUGGCGUGCAGGGAUGUGGAGAAGGGUGAGGAGGCUGCAGCAUCGAUACGACGCGUCUACUCUAAGGCAAACGUAGAGGUCCGAGAGCUAGACCUGGCUGAUACCAGCUCCAUACGGGCCUUCGCUCAACGCUUACUCAGAGAGGUCGACCACCUCCACAUCCUGAUCAACAAUGCUGGGGUCAUGAUGUGUCCUUACGUGAAGACCAACGACGGCUUCGAGAUGCAGCUGGGGGUCAACCAUCUGGGUCACUUCCUGUUGACGUACCUCCUGAUUGGUCUGCUGAAGCGUAGUGCUCCGGCCCGUAUCGUCGUGGUUUCCUCUCUGGCUCAUAACGUUGGCUGGAUCCGCUUCCAUGACCUGCUCAGCCAGGGCAGCUACAACAGCGGCCUCGCAUACUGCCAGAGCAAGUUGGCCAACCUUCUGUUCGCUAGGGAGCUGGCCCGCAGACUCAAAGGUUCCAGUGUGACUGUGAACUCUGUCCACCCUGGGUUGGUGCGCUCGGAGCUGGUACGCCACUCCACCAUCCUGUCUCUGCUGUUCUCUCUGUUCUCCUUGUUCCUGAAGAGCCCUCGGGACGGGGCCCAGACAUCCAUCUACUGCGCUGUGGCAGAGGAGCUGCACUCUCUCACCGGGAAACACUUCAGACAACUGUUGUGUUGUGCACUGAAGUCCACAAGCAAAGGGGAAAACGUGAGAGGAGGACUUUACACGCACACACAUCCAAUCGUCAUUUACGCUGCUGCUACUCUGUUUAUCAUAUAUCUUGACUCCUAGGUACCGUAUCUUUAUAAAUACAUAUCUACCUCCAUCACACCAGUAUCCCUGCACAUUGUAAAUAUGGUCUUGGAACUGACCCUCUUACUUUCUCGUGUGUUUUUGUUCUAUCUCAUGUUUAUUUUAGUACUAUAUUGAUUACUGUUGGGUUUAGAGCUAAGCAAGAAAGGCAUUUCACUGUACUUGUGCACGUGACACAUUGUAAUCUAAUGUGAAUCUCAGUUAAUUAUCUGGGAAUCUACCCGGUUUGCUGGGAUGCUCUCUCUCUCUCUCUCUCAAGGCUAAAGUAAUAAAUAAAUUCUCAUUUCAAUUACUUAGUAUCUCUCAAAUUCGAUACUAAGUCAUUUUGAAGAAGAGACUUAAUUGUUAUUUAGUCUAAUUAGUCAUUUAUUAUGCAUCUGGACAGACCAUGUAAUGGUGGCUGCCAUUCAUUCACCGGUUCCAUCCAUCGAUGUGAUUGACAGUUCUUUGGUAGCCUAAAGCACUGCUGUUUCUGAAUACCAGAGCAUGUAAGCAGGUGAGGGAGGAGCAGAGGCUUUUUAAAAGGUUGUCUGCCUUCUCUCUGGCUCUAAUUUGGCCGUGGUACUGCUCAGCUAAAAGCUUUGGUCAUGCUCUGCCUAGAAUAUGAUGUUUCCAUGAUGGCUAUUCUUUUAAUUAGGCCUCUUCCGUUGUAAUAUUUAUCCUACCACACCCACAGUAGACUAUAGUCUACCAUUAGGAUAUGUAGUUCUAUUUUGAAGGACUUCAAAAUGUAUUAACAGAUGUUUUAGGUAGACGAUAUAUAGGCUAUACUGUAAAAUGUAUUAACAGAUGUUUUAGGUAGACUAUAUAUAGGCUAUACUGUAAAAUAUAUUAACGGAUGUUUUAGGUAGACAAUAUAUAGGCUAUACUGUAAAAUGUAUUAAAGGAUGUUUUAGGUAGACGAUAUAUAGGCUAUACUGUAAAAUGUAUUAACAGAUGUUUUAGGUAGACAAUAUAUAGGCUAUACUGUAAAAUGUAUUAACAGAUGUUUUAGGUAGACUAUAUAUAGGCUAUACUGUAAAAUGUAUUUUAGUUUUUCUGUGAAUAGAAACACCAUAAUAUAAAUCCCCAAUAAAGUUAAAAUAUCAGAACUAAAUCCGUUAAUAAUAAAAGGCCAGUAUCAUCAUCUUAUUUUCAUAAAUAAAAGGGACUAAAUCAUCUCGAACUGCAGCUGUGAAAUGAUUUGGGCGUUGAGAGUGGGAAAUGCGCUCUACAAACUAAUUUAUUAUUAUUACGAAGAUACAUGACAACUGUAAUUCCAUAAAGUAAUAUUAGUGGGAAUAAAGCCAUAAUAUAAACAAGAUGAAGGAAUAUAUUUUGAAAAGCUUAAAAUUGAAAAAUAUAUUGAUAUGAAGCUGCUAACAUGUGUGGAUGCUUUUUCUAAAAAAAAAAUAUAUUACAUUUAAGUAAGGCCUUACCUCCUUACUUAAUUUGCACAUAGUGUGUAUACAUUUUUCUAUUGGGUUAUUGACUGUACGUUUGUUUUACUCCGUGUGUAACUCUGUGUUGUUGUAUCUGUCGAACUGCUUUGCUUUAUCUUGGCCAGGUCGCAGUUGUAAAUAAGAACUUGUUCUCAGCUGUCCUACCUGAUUACAUUUUAAAAAAAGUACCGUACAGAGUUCAGCAGGACAGUGUCACAAGGCUACAUCAUCAUCAAAGGCCUACACGUCACCGCUGCUGGAGGGCAAAACACAGUUGUCCUUGAUUGUGAAUUAAAUGGAGAAUGACAUGUGUGCGACGAGGUAAAAACCAACGGUUUUCAUUCAAUAUAAUUCAUUUGGGGACGUAGGCAGCGGGUGAGUUUCAAGUUUGGAGACGUAAAUUUCCACCAUAAAAAAAUGCACCUUUUAUAAUAAAGCAUUCCAUGCAUCAUCACACUUGCAGACUUACGUAAGAGAGACUACUAUUCGUGAUGAGUAGAUUUAGGCUAAUAAUAUAACUCAAUCACUGUUCGCAAAAAAAGACGGUUCAACGCUUGGCUGAGCGCGUAAAGAGGAGAGCCCGAGGCAAUAGGCUAGCCUGUAUCAUAUCUCCUUUCUAUGCACGGGAUAAAUGAGGCCUUUUUUUUAUAAACAUUUAAUGCAAUUCUACUACACUUUAUAUGUCUGGAGACAUUUGGCAGACUCUUUUUUUUUUUUAUACGACAAAUUACGACAUUGUCCAUAUACUAGGCAUACAAGAAGGGGAGACACAUUGAAUUAUUACCUCCGUC
Molecule: messenger RNA, 3357 nt
Organism: Oncorhynchus mykiss (rainbow trout)
Lineage: Eukaryota; Metazoa; Chordata; Actinopteri; Salmoniformes; Salmonidae
Source: RefSeq, a predicted model, not a curated record